Messenger RNA from Neohortaea acidophila, 228 nucleotides. RefSeq lists its product as uncharacterized. NCBI's taxonomy places the organism in Eukaryota, Fungi, Ascomycota, Dothideomycetes, Mycosphaerellales, Teratosphaeriaceae. Bases 16 to 201 code for a protein of 61 amino acids. The record is from RefSeq and is a predicted model, not a curated record. The transcript has a single exon.
GAUGUAUCUGAUGGAAUGAAAACAACACGUCGAUAUGGUCGCGCGAUCCACGAGCAUGCGUCAGGACGUGCUAGACCCCCAGCGCUUGCUCCCCAUCGCGGACAUUGUAGCAUCCCGUGCCAUGCCGAAGCGCAGGAAAGUCUACGCGUCAUUGCGUUACAGGAUCUACAUUUCCAGCCGCGGCCCAUAUCGCCUCCUUGAUGAUAACGCUGCGAUGUUGCACUACCC